UUCAAGGAACUAAAAAGUGUAUCCGAUAACUGCGGCAAGCAAAGGAAAGAAGAAAAAACAAUCCUCUUCUGUAUACCUUCUGAUCAUCAUCAUCAUCAUCAUCAUCAUCAUCAUCAUCAGUCUCAUCAUCAUCAUCAUCAUCAUCAUCAUCAUCAUCAUCAUCUUCGUCACUGCAAUCAUAAUCACCACCAUCAUCAUCACCUUUAUCUUAACCAUCAUUCUCAUCCUCUACCCUUGCAUAUUUUAACCAAAAACUAAAA
Messenger RNA from Enterobius vermicularis (human pinworm), 260 nucleotides. The record is from the annotation of a GenBank genome assembly. NCBI's taxonomy places the organism in Eukaryota, Metazoa, Nematoda, Chromadorea, Rhabditida, Oxyuridae.